GUGCCUCGCGCGCACACGCUCCGCGUUCACUCAGCCAAUCCGGUGCUACUCGCGCGCCCAGGAGCGAUCCGCGGACCUACUCAGGCUGGGCCGGCUCCUUCCCGCUCCCAAUACUCAGCACCCGAGCUCUCACUCCUCCCCUCACUCUCCACGAGUUCCACGCCUAGGGGUGUAGCUCCGCCCUUGUCCCCGAGUCCGCCCCCGCAACCUCUAGAGCGUGUGCUAUCCUUUCCUCUCAGUCCUGCCAUCUAGCUGCCUUGGGUCUCGCGCUCCGCACAGCGUUCCGACUCUCUCCGGCCUCGUUCUGCCGCCUCCGCGCGCUCUCCCCGUGCGGCCACCGCGCCCCCCAAGCUUGCCUCCUUCUUGCCGGACUUGGGGCCGCGCGCCCUGACUCCUCCCCUUCCCGCGGACCCGCGCACUCCCGGCGCGGCCUCUCCCCUACGCAGGCCACCGAGCACUCUGCGGCCUCCCCCUCCUUCCCCGCUCUCCUCGCGCUUCUCUGGCUCCCUAGCUGUCGCGCUCUUCUCGGCGAGCGCGCUCCCGGCCCGCGCGCUCCGGGCUCCGGUUUCUCCCGGCUCCUGUCAGUGCGGUGACUGCGCUGGGAAACAUGGCGACCGAGGGAAUGAUCCUUACUAACCACGACCAUCAAAUCCGUGUCGGAGUCCUUACAGUGAGUGAUAGUUGCUUCAGGAAUCUUGCAGAAGACCGCAGUGGGAUAAAUCUCAAAGAUCUCGUACAAGAUCCUUCUUUGUUGGGUGGGACUAUAUCAGCAUACAAGAUAGUACCAGACGAAAUAGAAGAAAUCAAGGAAACCCUGAUAGAUUGGUGUGAUGAAAAGGAACUUAAUUUGAUAUUAACAACUGGAGGAACAGGAUUUGCACCGCGAGAUGUCACUCCAGAGAAAUUCCCAACAUUCCCAUUUUGUGGGCUCCAGAAAGGGGCCACAAAAGAAGUAAUAGAACGGGAAGCACCAGGGAUGGCCCUGGCAAUGCUGAUGGGAUCACUUAAUGUUACACCUCUGGGCAUGCUCUCUAGGCCUGUAUGUGGAAUCAGAGGGAAAACGCUCAUAAUUAACCUGCCAGGUAGCAAGAAAGGAUCUCAGGAAUGCUUUCAAUUCAUACUGCCAGCUCUACCUCAUGCCAUUGACCUUUUACGUGAUGCCAUUGUAAAAGUAAAGGAGGUGCAUGAUGAACUUGAAGAUUUGCCUUCCCCACCUCCCCCUCUUUCCCCUCCUCCUACUACCAGCCCCCAUAAACAGACAGAAGACAAAGGAGUUCAAUGUGAGGAAGAGGAAGAAGAGAAGAAAGACAGUGGUGUUGCUUCAACAGAAGAUAGUUCCUCAUCACAUAUAACUGCAGCGGCCAUUGCUGCCAAGAAGCAUCCAUUCUACACCAGUCCUGCUGUUGUCAUGGCACACGGUGAACAGCCCAUCCCUGGUCUCAUCAAUUAUUCCCAUCAUUCAACAGAUGAACGGAUUCCAGACUCCAUCAUUUCUCGUGGUGUUCAGGUGCUCCCACGAGACACAGCCUCCCUCAGCACUACUCCUUCAGAAUCGCCUCGUGCUCAGGCUACAUCUCGCCUCUCUACAGCUUCCUGCCCAACACCAAAACAAAUUAGACGGCCGGAUGAAAGCAAAGGAGUUGCUAGUAGAGUUGGAUCCCUCAAAGCUCGGCUUCCCUCGUGCUCAUCUACCUAUAGUGUAUCUGAGCUCCACUCUAGAUUGGAAGGGCUUAAAGAUGAACUCUGGAGGAAUAGAGGCUACGACUUAAGAGUCCAGUCCAGGUGCAGCAGCAAGGAGAACAUUCUCAGAGCCAGUCACAGUGCUGUCGAUAUCACCAAGGUGGCUAGAAGACAUCGCAUGUCUCCUUUUCCUCUGACAUCUAUGGACAAAGCCUUUAUCACAGUCCUGGAGAUGACUCCGGUGCUUGGGACAGAAAUCAUCAAUUACCGAGAUGGAAUGGGGCGAGUCCUUGCUCAAGAUGUAUAUGCAAAAGACAAUUUACCCCCCUUCCCAGCAUCAGUAAAAGAUGGCUAUGCUGUCCGAGCUGCUGAUGGCCCAGGAGAUCGUUUCAUCAUUGGGGAAUCCCAAGCUGGUGAACAGCCAACUCAGACAGUAAUGCCAGGACAAGUCAUGCGGGUUACAACAGGUGCUCCAAUACCCUGCGGUGCUGAUGCAGUAGUACAAGUGGAAGAUACCGAACUUAUCAGGGAAUCAGAUGAUGGCACUGAAGAACUUGAAGUGCGAAUUCUGGUGCAAGCUCGGCCAGGCCAAGAUAUCAGACCCAUCGGCCAUGACAUUAAAAGAGGGGAAUGUGUUUUGGCCAAAGGAACCCACAUGGGCCCCUCAGAGAUUGGUCUUCUGGCAACUGUAGGUGUCACAGAGGUUGAAGUUAAUAAGUUUCCAGUGGUUGCAGUCAUGUCAACAGGGAAUGAGCUGCUAAAUCCUGAAGAUGACCUCUUACCAGGGAAGAUUCGAGACAGCAAUCGUUCAACUCUUCUAGCAACAAUUCAGGAACAUGGUUACCCCACGAUCAACUUGGGUAUUGUAGGAGACAACCCAGAUGACUUACUCAAUGCCUUGAAUGAGGGUAUCAGUCGUGCUGAUGUCAUCAUCACAUCAGGGGGUGUAUCCAUGGGGGAAAAGGACUAUCUCAAGCAGGUGCUGGACAUUGAUCUUCAUGCUCAGAUCCAUUUUGGCAGGGUUUUUAUGAAACCAGGCUUGCCAACAACAUUUGCAACUUUGGAUAUUGAUGGUGUAAGAAAAAUAAUCUUUGCACUACCUGGGAAUCCUGUAUCUGCUGUGGUCACCUGCAAUCUCUUUGUUGUGCCUGCACUGAGGAAAAUGCAGGGCAUCUUGGAUCCUCGGCCAACCAUCAUCAAAGCAAGGUUAUCAUGUGAUGUAAAACUUGAUCCUCGUCCAGAAUACCAUCGGUGUAUACUAACUUGGCAUCACCAAGAACCACUACCUUGGGCACAGAGUACAGGUAAUCAAAUGAGCAGCCGUCUGAUGAGCAUGCGCAGUGCCAAUGGAUUGUUGAUGCUACCUCCAAAGACAGAACAGUACGUGGAGCUCCACAAAGGCGAGGUGGUGGAUGUCAUGGUCAUUGGACGGCUAUGAUGGUCACCAGCAGGAGAAAGCUUUGAUGCAUGUCCACAUAUCAUUGACUGUAUCCUGUAAUAUGCAACGGCACAGCUAGUUUUCCCGAUUUGGAUAAAAGUUGAUCUGUAUAGUCAACAUCUUGAACUAUAUUUCAAAUGAAUUUAAAUAUCUUUUAAAGAAAAAAUCACCUAAAAAUAAAUCUUAACAGAAAAUUCUAUUCUGAUUAUAUCAAGGCAAAUUUUUCCUUUCUUGCAAAUUGCUUUGUGUGUUCAAUGCUAGGUCUGAUAGCGAUAGCUUUUAGUAGACAGCGGUAGGUGCCUGCAGAACUUGUGUUUUUCUCAUCUUUAAAAUACAACUACUUAUGCUCUUAAAUCAAGGCUGUCUGCUUAUUUAUACUAGCGUAGGCAACACUUGGAUUUCCCUUCUUAGUAUGCUUCAUAACUGCUUUACAGAGAGCUUUUGCUUGUUCUUUCUCAUGUAUCUCGUGUUUAUGUGCACAGUGCCAAAAGAAGACUGACUGGGUGGAGGCUCUGCCUUGCCUCAAGAACCAUCCCCUGCAGAGCAUCCAGGGAGGUUUCUCGCCCCAAUAGCCUCACGGCACAGUACUCUUGGGCAGUAACUGGACACCUUUUAUUUGAACAAACAAACUGAAGAAAAAAUGCUUCCUUAAGUGCUGACAGCCUUUUUAACCAAUACAUUUAAAAUUGUACAGAACAAAAAAAUAAAAUCAAAGACUGAUCUUGUACAGAUAUUAGUGUUACCAGCAUUCAUGUGGAAAUCAAGAGCAAAGACAAAAUAAUGUUAAACAAUUCUGUACCAUAACAUUUUCUGUAAUGAUACUGAAACUUAAUGAAUAAAAAAAUUCCUUGAUCAUUAUUUAAAAA
Pan troglodytes (chimpanzee) is the source of this 3984-nucleotide messenger RNA. RefSeq names its product gephyrin (gene GPHN). Gene Ontology annotation, molecular function: molybdopterin molybdotransferase activity. The coding region runs from base 608 to 3118 and encodes 836 amino acids. NCBI's taxonomy places the organism in Eukaryota, Metazoa, Chordata, Mammalia, Primates, Hominidae. The transcript has 27 exons. Gene Ontology annotation, biological process: Mo-molybdopterin cofactor biosynthetic process; postsynaptic neurotransmitter receptor diffusion trapping; glycine receptor clustering. Gene Ontology annotation, cellular component: cytosol; postsynaptic specialization; dendrite. The record is from RefSeq and is a predicted model, not a curated record.